This is a messenger RNA of Schizosaccharomyces japonicus yFS275, 3499 nucleotides long. RefSeq names its product nuclear export receptor Crm1. The record is from RefSeq and is a predicted model, not a curated record. Gene Ontology annotation, biological process: protein export from nucleus; intracellular protein transport. Gene Ontology annotation, cellular component: nucleus; nuclear periphery. Gene Ontology annotation, molecular function: small GTPase binding; nuclear export signal receptor activity. The transcript has a single exon. Lineage: Eukaryota; Fungi; Ascomycota; Schizosaccharomycetes; Schizosaccharomycetales; Schizosaccharomycetaceae. Bases 186 to 3422 code for a protein of 1078 amino acids.
GUCCGAGUUCCCCACAACCUUGUUGCUAGGUGUAGAGGUAGCACUACUUGCAGCCAGCUCUCCCCUCUACCAACCUGUAAGUGCUUUAGUAAUAUUUCCUCUUUUUUUCACCAAAACAGGGUCUUUUUUGUGAAAUUUUAUAUAUAGAAAUUGAACGAAGCUUGACCUGAAAGAAACUGUGAAUAAUGGAGUCUAUUCUUGCUCUAGACCGGGAGUUGGACGUUACAGUUCUGGACCAGGUGGUCCAAACGUUCUACAUGGGAACUGGUGCUGAGCAGCAACAGGCCCAGCAAGUGUUGACGCAGUUUCAGGAUCAUCCCGAUGCAUGGAUGCAAGCAGACUCGAUCAUUGAGAAGUCUCAAUUUCCCCAAACAAAAUUCAUUGCUCUUCAAAUUCUGGACAAACUGAUCACUACUCGCUGGAAGAUGCUGCCCAAGGAGCAGCGUCUUGGCAUUCGGAACUACAUUGUUGCAGUUGUAAUUAAGAACUCUUCCAAUGAGGAGACACUGCAUCGCGAAAAGACUUUUGUUAACAAGCUUGACUUGACCCUGGUCCAAAUCUUAAAACAGGAAUGGCCUCACAAUUGGCCUACGUUUAUCUCUGAGAUUGUCUCGGCCAGUAAGUCGAAUCUUUCUCUUUGUGAAAACAACAUGCAUAUCCUUUUGUUGCUGAGUGAGGAAAUUUUUGAUUAUUCUGCUGAGCAAAUGACUCAAACAAAAACAAAGAACUUGAAGAAUCAACUGUGUGGUGAGUUUGCCGAGAUUUUCCAACUGUGUUCUCAAGUUUUGGAACGUGCUCAGAAGCCUAGUCUUAUCACCGCAACUUUACAGACGCUUUUGCGCUUUCUCAACUGGAUUCCACUCGGCUACAUCUUUGAAACCAAUCUUAUUGAAAAUCUUCGUAACCGUUUUCUCGAAGUUCCUGCAUUCCGUAAUGUCACCAUCAAGUGUUUGACAGAGAUUGCCGGCUUGACGACCCAACCUCAGUAUAAUGAAGUGUUUGUUGUAAUGUUCAAUCUUGUCAUGACCUCCAUCAACAACAUGCUCCCCCUUAGUACGGAUUUCCGGGAGGCUUAUGAAGAAAGCAGCACGAACGAGCAAGAUUUUAUUCAGAACUUGGCCAUUUUCCUCUGCACAUUCUUCAGCACGCAUUUGCGUCUCAUCGAAAACGCUGCCAACCAGGAAGUUUUACUUAAUGGUCAUUCUUACCUGCUUAAUAUUUCUCGUGUUAACGAACGUGAAGUCUUCAAAGUCUGUCUCGAAUACUGGUCGAAACUUGUGUCGCAAUUGUAUGAAGAGCAACAGCAAUUGCCCAUGUCUGAAAUGAGUCCCUUGUUGAACCUCGGUGGUUCGACCGACAUGAUGGCUUCAAAAUCGUCCAUGCUCUCUAAUAUUCCUCUCAGAAAGCAUAUCUACAAAGACAUCCUUUCAAGCUUGCGUCUUGUCAUGAUUGAAAACAUGGUGAAGCCCGAGGAGGUUUUGAUUGUGGAAAACGAUGAGGGUGAAAUCGUUCGCGAGUUUGUAAAAGAGAGUGACACCAUUACAUUGUACAAAUCUAUGAGAGAGGUUUUGGUCUAUCUCACCCAUCUUGAUGUUAUUGACACCGAGGUCACUAUGAGCGAGAAGCUCGCCCGUAUUGUCGUCGGUACGGAGUGGUCUUGGCACAACCUGAAUACUUUAUGCUGGGCCAUUGGUUCGAUUUCUGGUGCUAUGAACGAGGAAAUGGAAAAGCGUUUUCUUGUGAAUGUUAUUAAGGAUCUUCUUGGCCUUUGCGAAAUGAAGCGUGGAAAAGACAAUAAGGCUGUUGUUGCUUCAAACAUUAUGUAUGUUGUUGGUCAGUAUCCCCGUUUUCUGAAAGCGCAUUGGAAGUUUCUGAAGACUGUGGUCAAUAAACUUUUCGAGUUCAUGCACGAAUACCAUGAAGGUGUUCAAGACAUGGCUUGCGACACAUUCAUUAAAAUUGCCCAAAAAUGUCGUCGUCACUUUGUUGCCCAGCAACACGGUGAAACGGAGCCCUUCAUUAAUGAAAUUAUCCGCAACCUUGCUAAGACUACGGAGGAUUUAACCUCCCAACAAACUCACACCUUCUAUGAAGCCUGUGGUUACAUGGUCUCUGCACAACCUCAUAAGCAAAUUCAAGAGCGCCUUAUUUUUGAUCUUAUGAGUCUUCCUAAUCAAGCUUGGGACAACGUCGUUCAACAAGCUGGUCAAAAUUCCGCUAUCCUUGGUGAUCCCCAGAUUGUCAAGGUGCUGGCUAAUGUCCUGAAAACAAAUGUUGCCGCCUGUACCUCCAUUGGUGCUAGCUUCUACCCUCAAAUCGCGCGUAACUACGUUGACAUGCUCGGUUUGUACAAGGCAGUGAGCGAACUUAUUUCUGAUGUUGUUGCCUCCCAAGGAAAUAUCGCUACCAAAACUCCUCAUGUUCGUGGCUUGCGUACUAUUAAGAAGGAGAUUCUGAAGCUCAUCGACGCUUAUAUCAGCCGAGCCGAGGACCUCGAGCUUGUAAACAAUAAUUUGAUCCCUCCUUUGUUGGAAGCAAUUUUGUUGGACUACUCUCGUAGCGUUCCUGAUGCUCGUGAUCCUGAAGUUUUGAAUCUCAUCACGACCAUUGUUAAUCAAUUGAGUGAACUCUUGACUGACAAGAUUCCUAUUAUCCUUGAAGCUGUAUUUGGCUCAACUCUGGAAAUGAUUAGCAAAGACUUUUCUGAGUAUCCCGAACACCGCACUUCCUUCUUUCAAUUGCUGCGGGCCAUCAACUUAAAUUGUUUCCCUGCGCUUUUGAACAUUCCCGCUCCCACAUUCAAGUUAGUCAUGAACAGUAUUGUCUGGUCCUUCAAGCACGUUAGCCGCGAUAUCCAAGAAACCGGUCUUAACAUUCUUCUGGAGCUGAUCAACAAUAUGGCUAAUAGUGGACCCCAGGUUGCAAAUGCAUUUUUCCAAACCUAUUACAUCAGCACCCUCCAGGAUAUUCUCUUUGUUCUUACUGAUUCAGAGCAUAAGUCUGGCUUCAAGCUUCAAAGUCUUAUUCUUUCCCGACUCUUCUACCUUGUUGAAUCUGGCCAGAUUGAAGCGCCCUUGUUCGACCCCGCACAACUUCCUCAAAAUAUGACAAACCAAAUGUUCCUGCGACAAUACAUUGCUGAGUUGUUGGCAAACGCAUUCCCCCACCUUCAACCAUCCCAAAUUCAAGACUUCGUGCAAAAUGUGAUUUCAUUGAACCGGGAUUACACUCGCUUCAAGCUUGCUCUUCGCGAUUUCCUUAUUCAACUGAAGGAGUUUGGAGGCGAUAACGCCGAGCUGUAUCUUGAGGAAAGAGAAAACGAACUCGCCGAGAAGCAAAAGGCAGAGAUGGAAAAGGCUAUGUCUGUUCCUGGUAUGGUUAAACCCGCUGAUAUGCCUGCCAUGGAGGAGGAAGAACUGUAAACAUAGCAGUUAUUUAGGCGAUAGAUACCAGUAGCAGUAUUUAAAAAGAAUGAAUGGAUUAACGAGUAUACCUAAGA